UGGUAUUCUGCUUUCAUCUGUAAGCCAAUCUGUAACUUUUUACGAGCUUACAGGAAGAAUGCGAUUCUGGACUUUCUUUCGGUGAUCUGUAGCUUACAGAAACCGUAAAUAUUUACGAGGACUCAAGAGGUGGUCGGAAGCCUAUCGAAUGAUAUAUUGUGAGGUUAUGUCGAAUGGUUUGUUUAUUUUCUGGUGAACAACUUUUUGAAAUAGAUUCAUAAUGAAUGAUAAUAAUAAUAUCGCUUUGUUUAUUGGGUUGUUAUUAGAAGAAAACCAUAACAGGAACUUUAUGAGAAUUGAAAGGAGAAGGUUGCGUGAUCAAAAGAAUCCUUUCGAAAUGCCGGAUGCUCAGUUUAUAAAAAUGUUCAGACUGAAGAAGCAGUGCACCAUAAACUUAAUAAAUGCUUUACAGCAAUUUUUACCCACAAAAAAUGCAAAUGCUAUUGCAUUACCCAAAAAAGUGUUGAUUACUCUCAACUUUUUGGCCACAGGGUCUUUCCAGAAUUCUGUAGGUUCCAAUACCUGGUUAUCAGCAAGUCAACCUUCAGUAAGUAGAGCGGUAAAUGAAAUUUGUUCUACAAUUGCUGAGUAUUUAUUACCCACUUGGGUUCAGUUUCCUACUACCGAGGAGUCAAUUAGACUGGUCAAACAGGGAUUCUUCUUAAAAUAUGGGUUCAGAGGUGUUUUAGGAGCAGUAGAUGGAACUCAUGUGGAAAGGGGGGAUGAUUCCACCAAAUAA
Messenger RNA from Coccinella septempunctata (seven-spotted ladybird), 739 nucleotides. RefSeq lists its product as uncharacterized. Lineage: Eukaryota; Metazoa; Arthropoda; Insecta; Coleoptera; Coccinellidae. The record is from RefSeq and is a predicted model, not a curated record. The coding region runs from base 221 to 739 and encodes 172 amino acids. The transcript is spliced from 4 exons.